Molecule: messenger RNA, 378 nt
Organism: Pisolithus orientalis
Lineage: Eukaryota; Fungi; Basidiomycota; Agaricomycetes; Boletales; Pisolithaceae
Exons: 3
Coding region: 63-281 (72 amino acids)
Source: RefSeq, a predicted model, not a curated record
ACCUUCCUGGGGUACGUAGGACACUGCGAGGCACUCGUGCAGCUAAGGAUUUAAAUAAAGGUAUGUCAAGGAUCUUACACAAGCCAAUUGUGCCUUUGGUUAUUGUCACCUACUUAUGGGAAAUACGUUGUUCGCAGGGAACGGUAAUGGAUCUGUCGAGCUCCUCACUUUGCAGUUAUAGAAAGAUGAAGAGGAAAACUGCACCGAACAAACGACUGGCUGUCCUUCUUCAUAUGACAAGGUUAUUUUUCGGUGUAAUGGUACUGACCCCAUCUAUCUAAUGGAACGGAUCCGAAUUGAGUGAUAUCAUGUACAAAGAUCCGGAUGGCAUUAGGACUCGUCUCUUGUCAUGAAAUUAUUAUGGUUGCGUUCCAAGAU